Messenger RNA from Gambusia affinis (western mosquitofish), 1318 nucleotides. RefSeq lists its product as uncharacterized. The record is from RefSeq and is a predicted model, not a curated record. The transcript is spliced from 7 exons. Gene Ontology annotation, molecular function: dioxygenase activity. Lineage: Eukaryota; Metazoa; Chordata; Actinopteri; Cyprinodontiformes; Poeciliidae. The coding region runs from base 14 to 949 and encodes 311 amino acids.
CCCACCACCCAAGAUGAUCAUCCCUGUGGUGGAUUUUAGCGUCUACAACCUGAGCAAGAAAGAUGCCACCGGCGAGGAGCUGCAGAGUCUCAGCCAGGAGCUGAAAACCGCAUUUUCUCAAGUCGGGUUCGUUUUUCUUAAAAACUCUGGGAUUUCGCAAGAGGAGGUGGAGCGUGUCAUGGAGUCAUCGAAGAGGUUUUUCCUGCAGCCAGAAGAGCUGAAGAAGCGAUUCAGCAGGAAGAGCUUCCCAAACAACCCCAACCACGGCUGGGUGUCCAUGGAAGCCGAGAGGUUGAAUCCCAGCCAGCCUGGAGACCUAAAGGAGGCAUUUAACGUGGCAUCAUUUCACCCCGACAUAAAAUGGCCGUUGUCAGACGCCGUGAGGGAUUUCCGAGAGAUCCACACAGCGUUCUUCCAGCGCUGCAAAGAGCUGAGUCUGCGGGUGCUGAGGGUGAUGGCCCAGAGCCUGAGUCUAGACCCAGACGUAUUCCUAAAUGCGCAUCAAUUCAUAGGAACCGAUGAGAACGGCACAACGCUGCGUUCUCUCUACUACCCUCCACUGAAGAGUGAGACGGCGAAGGAAGGUCAGCUGCGAUGUGGGGAACAUUCCGACUACGGAAGCAUCACUCUGCUUUUCCAGGGCUCUGAGGGUCUGCAGGUUUGCACGCGUUCAGGUGAAUACAUCUCGACUCCUAAUAUCCCUGGAACCGUCCUGGUCAACGUCGCUGACCUGAUGCAGCGCUGGACGAGUGAUCAGCUACUGUCUGUGCGUCAUCGGGUUUUGCUGCCCCCUGUUGGAGACUCCAGCACUCGCCAGUCUUUGGCUUACUUCGUCCAGCCGGACAACGAGGCCCUAAUCACCUGCUGCGACGGCUCAAACAAAUAUCCUCCCGUCACCGGAGGCGACUACCUUUUACAGCGCUUCAGCGAGUCAUACGGAAAGAACUGAAGAAAAGACGCUUACCACUCUGCUCAAACAUUGCACAGAUGGCAAACCUCUUCAUUACGUCAUACACAGAGAUGGUUUUUACAGGUUUCACCAACUCGGUUAAGACGUUUUAAAAUAAUUAUGAAUAGAAUUUUUUAUAUAUAUACAGACAUGUACAAAUUUCGUCCAGCCAACUGGCAAUAAAUAAAUACUACUUACCCAUGCCAUAAUAUGAUGAGAGACGCUAAAAAGCUAGCCAGCUAGCAAGGGCACAUCAGCAGCUAGUUAGCAGUAGCCUCAACAGUCUCGAGACACAGAACGCAACGAAGAUGUCCGAGUGCGACUCAAACUUUUGCCUGACAGAAAAAUCCCCCAUUGAAAAAAAAUAAA